This is a messenger RNA of Plasmopara halstedii, 3327 nucleotides long. RefSeq names its product atp-dependent protease la. The record is from RefSeq and is a predicted model, not a curated record. The transcript is spliced from 6 exons. NCBI's taxonomy places the organism in Eukaryota, Oomycota, Peronosporomycetes, Peronosporales, Peronosporaceae. The coding region runs from base 1 to 3327 and encodes 1108 amino acids. Gene Ontology annotation, molecular function: serine-type endopeptidase activity; ATP hydrolysis activity; ATP-dependent peptidase activity. Gene Ontology annotation, cellular component: mitochondrial matrix. Gene Ontology annotation, biological process: chaperone-mediated protein complex assembly; proteolysis; mitochondrion organization.
AUGUUUGCGGUACAUCGCGUGCAUGCUAAUCCUUUUGCAGUUGGUAGCAGCAAUGUCUUCGGUGCAUUAUACUCGACUGACAACAGUGACGGAAGCAAUGGCAAGGACACGGAAAAGUCUCAAGACGAAGCGAAUGACGCCGACAGCGACAAUGUAGAAGUUGUGAUUAAAAAUGACUUGGUUACUGUUGGGGAAGGUGACAAUGCGCCCACGUAUCCCCACGUCUUGGUAAUGCCAGCUCUCCGCCGCCCAUUCUUCCCAGGCGUCGUACUCCCUAUGACCAUUUCAAAUCCGGAAACUACACGUGCACUGAUGGCGUUAAAGGAAAGUGGACAAAAGUAUGUUGGCGUGUUCUUGAAAAAGUCAAAUGGGGACCCUCUCAAAUCCGGUGGAGGUGAGGAUGAGAUCAAAAAUCUGAGCGAGAUUCACCACGUCGGUAGCUUUGCUAGAAUCGACAAUAUGCUACCAUUUGAUGCAAACUCAGUCCAGGUGUUAAUGGUCUCACAGCGACGCAUUGCAAUUGACAGUCUUCGGGAUGAAGGGCCUCCUAUUCGAGUGAACAUAAGCAAUUUGGAUAGUCCCCCAUUUGAUCCAAAGAGCAAGCUGAUUCGUGCUUAUUCGAACGAAAUUGUCGCCACAUUAAGGGAGAUUGUUAAGAUGAACCCACUGUUUAAGGAUCAUAUGCAGUACUUUUCGCAACGGGUUGAUGUUCACAAUCCUUACAAACUAGCUGAUUUUGCGGCAUCUGUAACAUCAGCAGAUGGAGAGGAGCUACAAUUUAUAAUGGAGGAAAUGUCGUGUGAAGCUCGACUGAAAAAGGCUUUGGAGCUUAUUACCAAGGAGCUAGAACUCAGUAAGGUUCAGCAGACGAUUAAAGAGCAGGUAGAGGAAAAAGUAUCGAAAAAUCAGCGCAACUUUUUGUUAAUGGAGCAGUUGAAAGCGAUCAAGAAGGAGCUUGGUAUGGAAAAAGAUGACAAGGAAGCAAUGAUUGUUAAGUAUCGUGAGCGUCUUGCCGAGUUCGCAAGCGGCAGCAUUCCUGCCAGUGUGAACGAGAUUAUUGAAGAUGAACUAAAUAAAAUGUCGAUGCUUGAAAAAAAUUCAUCGGAGUAUAAUGUCACACGCAAUUAUUUGGAUUGGCUCACGCAGCUUCCAUGGGGAAAGAGCACCGAGGAAAACUUUGAUUUAGCCAAGGCAAAACAGAUUCUUGAUGAGGACCACUAUGGACUUAAGGACAUCAAAGAGCGCAUCUUAGAGUUUAUUGCCGUUUCCAAGCUAAAGGGAAAUGUUCAGGGUAAGAUCGUUUGUUUUGUCGGCCCUCCUGGUGUAGGCAAGACGAGUAUUGGCAAGUCUAUCGCUCGUUCAUUGAACCGCGAGUUUUACCGCUUUUCAGUAGGUGGCCUUAGUGAUGUUGCAGAGAUUAAAGGUCACCGCCGCACAUACGUAGGUGCCAUGCCUGGCAAGAUAAUUCAGUGUUUAAAAUCAACUCAAAGUUCGAACCCACUUAUUUUGAUCGAUGAGAUCGAUAAACUUGGUCGUGGAUAUCAAGGCGAUCCAGCGUCAGCAUUGCUAGAGCUACUAGAUCCGUCACAGAACAGUGGAUUUGUUGACCACUACAUGGACGUGCCAGUCGAUCUGUCCCGAGUCCUUUUUAUCUGCACUGCCAACGUUACGGACACAAUUCCUGGACCCCUGCUGGAUCGUAUGGAAGUCUUGCGUCUGUCCGGUUACGAUUCGCCGGAAAAGUUGGCGAUUGCGAAAGAUUAUCUGGUGCCCAAAAUUUUAGAAAGAACCGGUUUAGGAGAACACGAGACAACACCUAAAUCAUUGGGCUUGACUGACGAAGCAAUUUUGACUCUGGUGAAGCAGUAUUGCCGAGAAAGUGGUGUUCGUAACCUGGAGAAGCACGUAGAAAAAAUAUUUCGCAAAGUUGCUCUCGAAGUCGUAGAAGAUUUAGAGCGUGCAAAACAUCAAGAGACUGGCGAGGUGACUGGUACGGAGAACGCGAAAGAUGUGUUCGAUGACGAAGCCCGGUUCUUGGUCUCGUCUGAGAAGCUAUCAAAAUACGUCGGCAAGCCCAUCUUUACAUCCGACCGCAUGUUUGACAAACAGUUUCCAGGCGUUGUGAUGGGACUGGCUUGGACAGCGAUGGGUGGUGCAUCGCUUUAUAUCGAGACUACAAAAGUACACACGAAGGGAGAUCGCUCGGGUCUGAUCACUACUGGUCAAAUGGGAUCUGUGAUGGAAGAGAGUACUAAGAUCGCACACACAUUUGCUCGUAGCAAAUUGCACGAAAUUGAUCCAGAAAGUAAGUUCUUUGAAGAAAAUGAGGUGCAUUUGCACGUACCAGAGGGAGCAACGCCAAAAGACGGACCGUCAGCUGGUUGCACAAUGGUGACAGCGCUUCUUUCUCUCGCCAUGGAUAAGACGGUCAAGCGUGAUCUCGCCAUGACGGGUGAGCUGUCGUUGAUAGGCAAGGUACUUCCUGUGGGUGGUAUUAAGGAAAAGACAAUUGCAGCAAAGCGAUCGGGCGUCAAGACGCUAAUUUUGCCUCUUGGCAAUAAGCAUGAUUUUGAAGAUUUGGAAGACUAUUUGCGAAAUGAUUUGGACACAUUCACUACCCCAAAACAGAUUAUCAUGGUGCUUCGCAUGCUUUGGAACAUUGGCUCGGGCCUCGUGUACAAAGUCUUGCACAAAGAUCCGCGUCCUGGCCUUGCUGGGUUGCAUUAUCCAGCGGUAUGGAGAGCUCGCUCUGGCUUUAUGGACUGUGAUGUUAACCUUCAUUUAAACAAUGCGGCGUACCUCUUCAGCAUGGAGCUUGCGCGUUGGCAUUUCACGGCGUCCACCGGCGUUCUGUGGCAAGCGUUGAAGCAUCGACGACAGUUUCUUGCUGCCUCGCAAGCAAUUCGCUAUCGUUACGCAAUUUCCCCAUUUCAUGCGUACGAAGUGAAGACACAAAUGAUCUUUUGGGACGGACCUUGGAUCUACUUUUUACAUCAAUUUCAGGAUCCUAGCACAGGAAAGCAAUUUGCUGAAGGGCUGUGCCGUGUCAUGGUCAAGGAUAGUGGCGGAGGAGUCACAUUUAACCAAAUGGUUUCUGAGGUCUACGACGGUCCAAUUCCGACGCCACCUAAACAGUUACCUAACGUCAUUAAAGGAUUUCUGGAGUGGGAUGCCGCAAGUCGAACUAGUAUGGAGGCUGCAUUUGAGACGGAAAAAGCGGAAAAGAGCAAAAGCUUGGCGCAAUUUGAGCCAAAAAGUAUUUGGAGUAAAAUUUGGAGGGAAAUGCAGCGCUCGAUGAAUCGUCCAUCACGACCAUCGACGCACUGA